Molecule: messenger RNA, 461 nt
Organism: Suillus fuscotomentosus
Lineage: Eukaryota; Fungi; Basidiomycota; Agaricomycetes; Boletales; Suillaceae
Exons: 3
Coding region: 56-289 (77 amino acids)
Biological process (GO): endoplasmic reticulum to Golgi vesicle-mediated transport; retrograde vesicle-mediated transport, Golgi to endoplasmic reticulum
Cellular component (GO): Golgi membrane; endoplasmic reticulum membrane; endoplasmic reticulum
Source: RefSeq, a predicted model, not a curated record
AUCAUCACGCACCAAUAUAGUUCAACGCAAUUUGAACGUGAUCUGACGCAGUUCAAUGAACAAGCAAGGCGUGUUUACUCAACACGGUGUCGCGGGCGCACCAGGUGCAUACUUCAACUUUGAAAUUUCACCCAUCCUUGUCGUGCACUCUGAAAUGAGGCAGUCGUUUGAUCACUUCCUCACUUCUACUUGUGCUAUCGUCGGAGGUGUUCUUACCGUGGCUGCCCUGCUGGACAGUAUUUUAUUUGCCACCGGACGCAAGUUGACGCGCUGCGAUACUUCAUCAUGACCCAUCAUUUACCAAAUAACAUCACCCCCGACAUGGUCAUGCAGCUACCAGGAGAUCUCAAGGACCGUCGGACACCUCUUGGCGAGCUCAACUGAAUUUUCACCGCCAUAACAGACACCAUUGCGUGGACCACGUUCCCUCGGGACGUGUUCAUGCGGCUGUACCGCUCCGC